AUGUUAGAAUCUGCUAAUAAUACAUUUGCUCUUCAUUCACAUAUUUCAAAGGAAGAAUUGAAUUCAAUUUAUGAAAAUCUUUCAUUGAAAAUUAUGAAUUAUUUUAAAGUCAUCAUUGAAAAAAUUGAUCAAACAACUGAACUUUCAAAUUUAGAACCAUUGAUGGGUGAAUUAGAUUCAAUUAGAACAAUAUCUACUUUUGAUAUAAAAACUACUCAAUUAUAUUUUAGUACAUUAGAAAAAGUAAUAAAAUAUGUUAAUCAAUGUAGACGAGAUGUUGAACAACUCUUAUUUUCUUUAUUUCGACAAGAACAGAUUGAUUUUAAUAAGUUGACUAAUUGUUUAAUUAGUCUUCAAAGUGCAAAAUGGAUAGAAAAGUAUCGAACUGGUAUGUAUUCAGAUAUUAUCGAUACUAUUGAAAAACAAAUUAUUGAACUAAUCAAAGAAUUGAAAGAAUCUGCUAUGCAAACUAAUUUAGAUUUAGAUAAUUCUAAUAAAAUUGAAACUGUGCAUAAAAGAGUAUUGUAUAUGAAUGAAAUGAAACGUUUGAAUGAGUUUGUUUCUAGUAUAGAUAAACAUAUAGAUGUAGUGAAUAAAUGGUUUAUAAAAGUAAUAAAUGAUGUAUUUAAUAUUAUUAAAGAUACAUUUAAUAUAGAAAAAUGGAAAGAACAAAAAUAUGAAACAUUAGAUUUUAGUAAAGCUGAAAAAGGUUUAAAUUAUUUAUAUAUUUGUAAUAAAAUUCGUGCUCCAUUUGAAAGUGAUUGUCAGUCUACAUUAAAUAAUUUGAUAGAAUUUAUAAAAUAUUUUAGUAGUUUUGUUCAAAAUGAAAUGGAAAACAAUUUUGAAAAAAUUGAAAAGUACAAAGGAAAAAAUGCAGAUGAAAUAUCUGAAAAUGCAAAAAUUAUAGCUAAUCGUCUACAAGAAAUAAGUGAAAUAGAAACAAAAUAUAAAUGUGUUUUUUCUUGUUUUUUACAAAAGAAAUUAAUUGAACAAUGGAAAACAAAAUUAUCAGAAUAUUUAAAUGAAUUAUUAAGAGUUAUGGAUCUUUUGAGUCGUGCAAAGCAAGCUGAUGAUUUAAAUACGAAACUAUCAAUAACAAAAGCAUUAAGUAAAUUGGAUGGUUUCAUGGAAGAUAAAAAGUUUUUUGAUGUCUAUAAAGAAUAUCAAUGUAUACUUAUAACAAUAAAAAGUACAAAUGAUACCAGUGCUCCUGAAAUGACAGCAUUAAAAACAUCAAAUAUAGUUGGUGAACAGUUUUUUCAACAGGCUGGACAAGCAAUUAAUGCAAUAAAUGUUGGUUUAGAUGCGUUGUUAGAAGAAACUAAGAAUAAGGCUAUUAUACUUGGACAUGAAAUAGAAAAAGACACAAUAAAGUCUAUUGUAGAAAAUUUAAAUCGAAUGGAAAAAGCAAAAGAAUUUGUAUCCCAAUUUCUUGAGAAAGUAGGUCAUAUAAAUAAAUGCACAGAAGAAGUUCAAAUAUUACUAGCAGAACGAAUAAACCGCUUUAUUGAUGGUAUAAACGUUCUUAUCAGUAGCAAUAAUUUUUAUGAGGCCGAUAAAAAAAUCGAUUCAAUAACUUUCGUACGUGAUCUGUUAGGAUCUCAUUGUACCGAAGAUAUAUCCAAACAGAUCGAUGAACUAAAAACUAAUCAAAAAACAGCUGUAUUAACCGAUGUAGUUAAAAAAUAUUCAGAUAUGGAUAUUAGUGAAUAUACUUUACAACCACCUACCGAUAUUUUGCAUCAAUUUGGAAGCAUUAAGAAUACCAAUCCAAUAUAUAAUAGAGCUUAUAAUGAAAUCAAAAAAGCAAUUUUCACUAAAUUAAGAACAGAAUUAGAUAAGGCUAAAUCAAUGACACCACUAACUCAUGAUAAUAUUCAUAUAAGAAAAUUCGAAUCUGCUGUUAGAUAUCUUCCGAAUGAUAUGAAAAGAACUCUUGACGAAGAAUUAAAUCAUUGUAAAAAAGAUAUUGAUCGAUCAAUUUGUGAUAAUGAUAAUAGACUGAAAGAUACGUGUAGUAGUGGUGAUUUAAAUAGUAUAAAAUCUCUUCUGGAAGAAUAUAAAAAUUCCAAUGGUAUGAAAAAUUAUUUUAAUAGAGGUCGAGAAUUUGUUUUGAAAAGUAUACAGAGUGUUGUUAUUAAUAUAAAGAAAUGCUUUGAAGAACAUGAUAUAGUAGAAGCAUUUUUCAAUGUAAAAAUAUUACAUGAGUAUCAAGUUAAAUUUUUAAGCCUUUUCCCGGAUAUUAGAAAACCAUGUUUAGAUGUACAAAACCAGAUAAAAAUUAUCUUUUCCGAAGCAUAUAGUUGUUUUUUUAAUAGAUUUUUAGAUAGUAGUUCAUCAAUGGUUACAAGUGAUAGGGUUCAAUCAGUAGAGAAGAAUUUUGUUGAUUUAACCGAAUAUAUGAAAUUUAGUAUUGAAAGCAAAGAUACAGAUAAUGGUAAUAAUACACCACGUUUAAUUGAUAUGCUUCCAGGAGAUUUCAAUGAAAAAAUUAAAAUAUUAAACGAAAGACUAGUAGAAUAUCUUAUUGAACGUGAGAAAGAAUACAAAGAGGCUUUAGAGAAAUUAGAUGUUAUAUUUCUUAAAGAGUUUUUAGAUACAUCACAACAAUGGAAUUCAUUAUUUGUAAGAAUACGAGAUCAUUAUAAUAUAUAUCAUACUAUUGACGACACAGCAAAUAUCGUUGUUAAAACAAUAAAAGAGUUUGUACUUUUUCCAAAAAUUGUGGAAUCCAUUGCGCCUAGGAUUAAAGAGUUGAGAAGGGAGUUGAUUCAUCAAGAACUUAUCAAUGAUCUCACUAAAGGAUUUAGUAAACAGAGAAAUGAAUUCUAUAGUAAAUUAAAUGAAAAAUAUAGCAUUCUUAGUAAUGCUAAACAAUUUAGUAAUUAUCAAAUAAAUUUUGAUGUAGAAAAAGCUGAACAAGAAUGCCUAAAAUCAUUAGAAACAAAAAUUACAGAAAUCUCUUCUAAUGCUGAAAUUCUUCUAAAUAGAUUUAUUAGAGAUGAAAAAUUGGAUAGACGGGAAUAUGAUACUUUUAAUUUAUAUUAUAAUAAUAUAAUAUCAUUUAAAAACGAAAUGAAAGUAAUAAAAUUUGAAAUUAAUCACAAAAUCGAAAAUAUUGAAAAUAAAUUUUUUGAAAAAGUUCGAAUAUGGGAAGCUCAAAUAGAAUCUUCGACAAAAGUCGAUGAUCAUGCAAAGAUUUUAAUACAUAUGAAACGUACUGAAAAUAAUUCUCCAUCAUUCAAGAUUAAAAUAUAUGAAACAAUCGAUGCGAUAAUCAAUGGACUUAAAAAUUCUAAAAACCAAACAACAGCUUUUGGAAAAUUAGGCAUACUUUUAAAUAAAGAUGAAACCGGUAUAGGUCAAAGUAUUGUAGCAGAACAUAAGGCAUUUCAAGGUUAUUCAUUGUGUUUAUUCAAUGAAAAAAUUCAAAGACAUGAAAUUGACUAUGUACUAGAAAGGAUAUCCGGCGAGCUUUUAGAUAAGGAAAAAUUGAAAAAAAGAUAUGAUGAAUUUCGUGCUAUCUAUGACAGUUUAGUCAAACAGUAUUUGAAUCCUAAUGUGGUAUUGGAUCAGCUAAUUGCUGAUACCAAACUAUUCGCUGGAGACAUCAAACAAAAUUCAGAUCAUAUUGUAUGGAAUUUCACUAUAAGAAAUAAAGUACCUAAAUUAGUCGCUCAUAUCUUUGCAUUAUGGACACUUCAAAACGCACAUUAUUAUUUUGAAGCUACUGAAGUAAAUAAUAGGAAUAGUUAUCUUUUUCAACCUCAUGCAGCUCAAGUUAUUUCGAUAUUUCGUAUGCUCGGUAUUGGUGAUUCUAAAGAAGAACUAAGUAAUAACUUAGUACAAAUAGGAACUGGUGAAGGAAAAUCUAUAACAUUAGGAGCAACAGCUUCAAUACUUGCAUUACUUGGUUUUGAUGUAAGUUGUGCAUGUUAUAGUGAAUAUUUGAGUCAACGAGAUUAUACGGCAUUUUUGUCAUUAUUCGAUUCAUUAGGUGUAUUGAAUCAUAUUCAUUAUGGUACUUUUAAUAGGUUAUGUGAAUAUAUAAUUAAUGAAAAUGGUGAUAUUCGUCAAGUAGUUGAACAGUUAGUUUCAAAAGAUUCCAAUCUUGCUGUAGAAAAUGCUAGAAUAAUCAAACGUGCGAAAAUAUUAUUAAUAGAUGAAGUUGAUGUUUUCUUUAGUCGAGAUUUUUAUGGUAAUAUUUAUAUACCUGCAACGAGCUUAAAAGAUCCUUCAAUAACAUUGUUAAUUAAUUAUAUUUGGGCGCAGAGAAAAUCUAAGUUAACCUUGAAUAGAGUUCAAGGUACACAAGAAUAUAAAAACUGUUGUAUUAGAUUUCCAAAAUGGGAAUUAUUAAUUCAAGAAGCUAUUAAAGAUAUGAUUUCUGAUGUGAAAAGUUUUGAGUCUCAUAAUUAUGUUGUGAAAGAAGAUAAAAUUGGAUAUAUUGAACUAGAUAACAUACUCUAUAAUGUUAUUUAUGGUUAUAAAACAUUAUUUGCAUAUUAUUUUGAACAUGAAAAGGGUAAAAUAAGUGAAAAGAGUUUAGAAGAUAACAUAUGUAUACGAAUUAAAUGUGGUAGUUUCUCAUAUGCCGAAACACCGCUUAAAUUUCAUUAUAUCAUGGGUGUCACAGGAACAUUAGUAACUUUAAGUAAAUCAGAAAAAGAAACUAUAAAAAAUCUAUAUAGGAUCAAUAAAAAUACAAUAACUCCAUCAGUAUUCGGUGAAAAUAAUCUUCAAUUUACAAAAAGAGAUGAUAUUUGGAUUGCGAACAGUAACGACUAUUUUAAUAUCAUAAAAAGAGAAAUUGAUGAUAGAUUAAGAGGAAAAUCAUCAGAACAACGUGCUGUCUUCGUAUUUUUCGAAUCAGAAGAGAAAUUAAAAACAUUUUAUGAAUCAAAAGCUUUAGAAUCUAUAAAAGACUUUGUUGUCUAUUUAACAGAAGAAGCAUCAUUAACAGAAAAAGAAAAUUUAAUCAAACGUGCGACUGGAUCUGGUCAAGUAACUUUAUUUACCAAAGCAUUUGGUAGAGGAACUGAUUUUAUUUGCCAUGAUCCAUCUGUCACUUCUAAUGGUGGUAUUCAUGUGAUUCAAACAUUUCUAUCCGAGGAAAUAUCAGAAGAAGUACAAAUAAAAGGUCGAACAGCAAGACAGGGUGAUUAUGGAUCUUAUAGUAUGAUUUUACUUGAUGAUGAUCUAGAGAAAUUCCAGAUAGGAAAAAGUGAUAUUCAAGACAUUAGAGACGGUAGAGGAGGUUUAGCAAUGACAUAUGCGUCCAUGUAUGAUUUUCUGAACGAUAAACGUAUGAUUUUCUUUAAAUUUCAGUACGAAGCUAAUGCAAAAUAUGUUGAACAAGCAAAGAGCAGAGAUAAGAUAAGUCAGGAGUUUUUAUUGAAACUUAAAUCAGGAGAUAUUGAUUCUAUAAGAAAAUUCUUAAUCGACGAAAAUAAAGGAGUAGAAGGUACAUCGAGUUCACGAACUGUUUGUUUAAUGGAUGCAACAGGUUCUAUGAGUCAACUUUUACAGAAAUCUAAGAAUACAGUUGACAUUAUGUUCGAACGAGCUAUUACAAUUUUAAAAGAUGCUAAUAUAAGUUCAGAUUUAUUUGAAGUUCAAUUUGUAGUCUAUCGAAAUUAUAAUAGUCAAGAGGAAAAGAUUCUUCAACAUUCUCCAUGGGAAACAAAACCAGAUAACUUACGUGCUUUUAUGAAUACCAUCAAUGUUGAGGGAGGUUGGGGCAAUGAAGCUAUUGAAAUUGGAUUAUGGCAUGCGAAUAAUGAGAAUGAAAGAGAAAAUAUUACACAAGUGAUUUUGAUUGGUGACGCACCUCCCAACACUCAGAAUGAGGUAAAUAAGAAAAGACAGCGUCAUGGAGAAGAUUAUUGGAAAAAAACAAAAUUUGCAAAAGCAACAUAUUAUGAAGAUGAGUUAGCAAAACUAACAUUAAAUAAGAUUCCAGUACAUACCUUUUUUGUUGCUAACGAUCCAGAAAAGAGUUUCAGAGAAAUUGCUAGGAGAACCGGAGGAAGAAGUGAAUUCUUAGACAUAAAUUCUCCUUUUGGUUCAGAUAUACUCACAGCAUUAGUUACAAAAGAGAUUCUUAGAAAUAUUGGAGGAAGUUCAAAAGGAGACGAUUUGGUUAAAGCAUAUGAGAUGAGAUUCGGAAAAUCCUAUACAUAA
This is a messenger RNA of Rotaria sp. Silwood2, 6183 nucleotides long. The record is from the annotation of a GenBank genome assembly. Lineage: Eukaryota; Metazoa; Rotifera; Eurotatoria; Philodinida; Philodinidae.